Chelonoidis abingdonii (Abingdon island giant tortoise) is the source of this 2353-nucleotide messenger RNA. The record is from RefSeq and is a predicted model, not a curated record. NCBI's taxonomy places the organism in Eukaryota, Metazoa, Chordata, Testudines, Testudinidae.
CGCUGCCGCCGCGCGCUCAUGCCCGCGCUCCGCUCCCUGCCGCCUCGGCCAUGGCUGCGCCUUCGGACUACCUUGGUGCUGGAGCGGCUCGGGCGGCUGGCGAGUGCGCCGGCGCGCGGCCGAGCUCGGAGCCCGCGUGGCUGUCGUGGGCAUCAGCGCCUGGGGGGCACCUGCGUGAAUGUUGGAUGUGUACCAAAAAAGGUGAUGUGGAACACAGCUGUCCACUUUGAAUUCAUCCAUGAUCAUGCUGAUUAUGGCUUUGAAACCCCCAAUGUUAAGUUUAAUUGGCGGGUGAUUAAAGAAAAGCGUGAUGCUUAUGUGAGCCGCCUGAACGGGAUCUAUCAAAAUAACUUAAACAAGGCUCACAUAGAAACCAUUCGUGGCCAUGCAGUUUUUACAUCUGAUCCUGAGCCUACGGUAGAAGUCAAUGGUAAAAAAUACACAGCUCCCCACAUCCUUAUAGCUACAGGUGGGCGACCAUCAAUUACCCGUGACAGUGAAAUCCCUGGUGCCAGCUUGGGAAUCACCAGUGAUGGGUUUUUUGAACUGGAAGAAUUGCCCAGGCGCAGUGUUGUUGUUGGUGCUGGAUACAUUGCUGUGGAGAUAGCCGGAAUCCUUUCCACACUGGGAUCAAAGACAUCCUUACUGAUACGUUAUGACAAGGUGUUAAGGACUUUUGAUUCAAUGAUCAGUGCAAACUGUACUCAGGAACUGGAGAAUAUUGGCAUAGAAGUCUGGAAGCAUUCACUGGUCAAAUCAGUUACAAAAUCUCCUCUUGGAUUGUUGGAGGUAACGGUAAUAUCCACUGCACCUGGUCACAAACCCACAGUUAGCACAAUCCCGGAUGUUGACUGUCUGCUGUGGGCCACUGGACGAGAUCCAAACACUGAGGGGCUUAAUCUAGACAAACUGGGUCUUAAGUUAGAUGCUAAAGGUCACAUUAUAGUCGAUGAGUUCCAGAACACCAGCAGGGAUGGGAUCUAUGCUGUCGGGGAUGUAUGUGGAAGAGCACUCCUGACCCCAGUUGCAAUAGCAGCUGGAAGGAAACUGGCACACCGACUGUUCGAAGGCAAGCAGGAUUCCAAACUUGACUACAACAACAUUCCUACCGUGGUCUUCAGCCACCCGCCAAUUGGAACGGUGGGACUCACGGAAGAGGAAGCCAUUUCUACAUAUGGAAGAGAGAAUGUGAAGAUCUACACCACCUCUUUUACCCCCAUGUAUCAUGCUGUAACUCAAAGAAAAACUAAGUGUGUCAUGAAACUGGUUUGUACCGGCAAAGAAGAGAAGGUGGCCAAUUGGUUGAAAGUUUAUUAUUUUAAGCUUGCCAGUCGUGGAGAUGGUAAUAUUGACUCUGCGAGGAAAGUCUUGUCGGGAAAUUCCACAAAGCCUUUUAUCUGAGCCAGUGAAUGAACUUGUAAGUUGAAAUCCCUACAAGGACUGUCUAGUUGCAGUUUGUGAUUCCUGAGAUGGAAGGGGUAAGAACACCAUGGAGACCUCCUAUUGGCUAUUGCCUCUUGUAUGAAGUACUUCCAGGCGACUGAGACAUAAGGUUUAUGGGAUGCAGUUUGGAGUCCUGACUUCCAGCCUCUCGUGGGGGAUUACAAUGGUGAUGAGUGUGAUGGAAUGCACCCCUGUAUUUGCACCCUACACACUCUUGUACAAAAUAUGCCUUGUGAAGUAUCAUCUGAAAAUUAAACUCACUGGUCAAUAAUAUCACAGAGAAAUGUUUGUAGCAAAAUUAUAUGUAAAGUUUAAACAUAAGCUGAAAUCAUGACUGAAGUGUGUUUCCCAGAUAAAUCUGGGCGUGGGUAAACGUGUUUCUCAGACAAAGGACAAGCUGACAGCUCUGGCCAGGUGUCAUCAAAGCUGAUGGGCCAUCACCUGUCAAGUGGCCAUUCUUUGGCAAGAAAGGGGGGUGGAGGCAAGAACAAAAAUAUCUGCAUUUUAGCAAACAGCCACCAGCAGCUCUUCUUUCACCAGCAGACUCCUUGACUCCAACCUCAUAGCGGAAAUGAACUUUAUCUAGGGUUAACCCUCAGGAAAAUGGAUUUCAAAGGGAUACUGAACUAUUAAAAGUGAGGGGGGAACACAUCAAGUUCUCUUGUCCUAUUCACCUCUUGCUCUUUCAAAACCAUCCCAUUUGACACUGGGAUCUUGACCUGAAAUCUGGUCACCUUUGUUGCUGGGACCAUGUGGUAAUAAUUUUAUCUUGAACCAAGUCUAAGUCCCAGGAAGUUAUUUCUCUUGUAACCUUUUCUGAUUUUAAUGCCAUAUACUUAUACUCACUUAAAAUCAAUCUCUUUGUAGUAGGGCUGUCAAGCAAUUAAAACAAUUGCGCUGUUAAUAAUAG